GCAAGAUGUAUUGAUUAUGAUACACAUUUUCCAGUAAUUGCAAUUAUAACACCGAUAUCGUUCUUAGCGAAAAUUGAUUUUGACGUAAAUAAAAGUACUUGACCUCGUGCAUCAACGCGGCAUCUAUAGUACGCACGUUUAGACGGCAGGAGAUUUUAAAUCGGAAAUUCUAGAAAUAAUAUACCAGUGUGUCCAAAAAAGUGACAACGCAGCAUGCUUGACGUUUCUUGAAAAAAUGACGUAUGACAGAUUUGACGCGUUGCUUGACUUUUGGUCUGUUUGGCCGCUUGGAAAAUAGAAAAUAGGUUUUUUCCAAAUCCUGAAUUGGAUCCUUUUGUAGUUAUUUGGUUAAUGUAGGAUAUUAAACUAACAUUUUUAUUCAUAAUUGGGUGUUUAGACUCUUACAUUGCAUCCUAAUUAAUAACAGAUUAAAAAAUGGGAGAUACAGUGAACGACACAAUCUUGGACAUGGUCAAGAACUUGAAAUCGACUGUAGAAAUUCGGAGAACUACACGUGAGUUCCUUUCCCUAAAACGCUCUAUAAGUAGCGUAAACUCAAACGACAGCAGUAUAGAAGACUCCACCCCUGUAAAAAGGUUGAAGCAAGAUAGCCUAAUGGAUUUGUCUUAUAUUGGCUCACCGAGAGAAGUGCGUCGAUUAAGAGCCGAUUUGCUAGAGGCAAGAAAUACAAUCAAAGCUCUCGAAAGUAGAAUAAGUCACAUGCACUGUGUACAGAAAGAGAUGCAACUUAUGUUUGACGAGGAGAGUCAAGUACUAAAAAGGCAGAACGAGUAUAAUAAUCGCACUAUAGAGGGGUUAGAGAAUCAGCUGCAGAGUAUUAGGAAGAGGGAAACAGAACUAAAAGCAGAAAUGAUGCAGGUAAACGAUAAAUAUAACAUGCUGAAGCUAAAGACCUCGGAACAAAUAGAAAAACUCGAGAAGACAGUAGAGGAGUUCAAAGAAGAAAGUAGACAAAUCACAUCAGAAGAACAUAGUGCUGUGCCAAAAUUAGAAAGGAAAAUAGCAGCUUUGGAAACUAUGCUAGUAGCUGCAGAAGAAGAUGCAGAGGCCCAGAAGAAAUUAGCGGCAGAAUUAGAGAAAAGGCUUUCUGAGCAUAACGCUGCUGAAAGGAAUAUGGAGCAAAAAGAACAAGCACUCCAAAGAGCUAGACUGCAAAUCAAAGAACUAGAGUAUGCAAAAGAAACUUAUCUGGAAUUUCAAGAACAGGCGAAGAGUCAGUCACAGAAGUUGGCACAUUAUGCGGAGCUGGAAAAAGAAAAUGUCCAGCUGAAGGAAGAGAACGCAAGAAUAAGGGAUGCUAUUCAGAACAAGCUUAUUCUUGAGGAGGAGGUGAAUGAUUUGAGGAAUAGGUUGAUUAAGUAUAAGGAGCAGGAGAAAAAGCUGGUUGAAUUACAGGCGCAAGAAUCUCAAAAUGCGAGGUAUCUAAACGAAUGGCGCGCCGUAGCAAGAGGCAUUUGCGAAUCUACAGAAUCCGACGCUUCAUUGCCGCAUUUAUUGCGAGCAGCCGUGGAAAGACUGCAAACGCAAGAAUUAACCUUGACUUCGGAAAAAGUCGACCUGGAGUCUCAACUUAAAACUGCUCUCUAUGAGGCUAAGGCGGCAAAAUCGGAAGUCGAAAAGAAUCAGAAGCUGAUCACAGAAUUGAAGGUCACAGGAGAACAAAAACAGAAUUUGAUUCAUCGCAUGCAGAAAAAAUUGCUUUUGGUCAGCCGCGAAAGAGACAGCUACAGAUUACAGCUUGAUUCUUAUGAAAGGGAUUUGACCAUGUGCAUGAACACAUCGACUACCGGAUCUGCGUCUAAUCAACUUCAAAGCCAGAAGGAGAGAAUCGAAAAUCUUGAAAAGAUUGUCGAAGGAUACAGAGACAUGGUCAGCAAGUUGGAAAAUGAUCUACAGACCAUCCAACCUAUGCAGUCAGAUAUUGUACCAGUUCGGGCAGAUCAAAUUGCUCGCUUACAAAACGAAAUUCGGCAAUUGAAGAAUGAGAACGAGAAACUACACGACAAGAGAGAUGAACUAGAAAUGCAGUUAGAAUCUUAUGUUGUUGGUCAGGAUUCUCUACGUGGCGGGGAGGUACUACAUCUCGCCAACAAUCCUCUGUCGGAGUGCAUCGCUCAAAGGGAAAGCUACAUCGAAAGGCUUGAGCAAGACGUGGAAAAGCUGAAAAAGAAGAUAAAGAGCUUGGAAAAGGGACUCGAAACCUCGAAGUUAUCGGACGCGACUUUGAACCCGCAGGAAGUGAGCGCUUUGAAGGAACAACUGAAGGCCCAGGAGUCGCAAGCGCAGAUGUUGAAAGAGUAUUUCAAGUCCCAAAUGCAGGAGUUCAGAAAUGUCAUCUAUAUGUUGCUCGGAUACAAGAUCGAUCGGACGCAGACGUUGUAUAAGUUGAGGAGCAUGUACGCUGAUAGAUCAGAGGACCAUCUCUGUUUUCAGGUAAACAAAGAUGGUGAACUGAAUUUGUUAGAGAACGAAUACAGCGCCACUUUGGAGGACAUGAUCGACCUCCAUUUGCGACAUCAAAAGUCGAUUCCAGUAUUUUUGAGUGCUAUCACGAUGGAUUUGUUUACUAGCAAAACUAUGACAAAAACUAUACAGAUCGAAUAGUACGUCAGUAGGUUAGAGCAUUGAUUAACGGUGACGAUAUGCAACCUAAUACUAUAUUCUCACCAUACCAUCGUAUGAGGAUUUGUCACAGCUAUGCUUCAGCGCUCCGCACUAAUUUUAAAUUUACUUUGCGGCGUCUCACAGAUGGCGCUGUUAAUAUAGUUAGCUGCAGCGCCAUCUAUGGGACACUAACCUUUUCAAGAUGGAUUUUUAAUUAGCGCAUAGUAUCUGUGAUAAAUUUAUCUCGGAUAUAUGGUAUUAGGUUGGUUAUGUUCGCGUUGAAUUUGUUAAUUAAUGGUUAGAGUAAGUCUGAAACUUUAUAUAUUUGCGUAAAGUUAAGAUUAUAAUUUUGGUAGCUCAUUUGUAUGUUCGUUUUGAAAAAUGUGUAAUGGUAAAUAAAUGCUACCACCCAUA
Messenger RNA from Acanthoscelides obtectus, 3039 nucleotides. NCBI's taxonomy places the organism in Eukaryota, Metazoa, Arthropoda, Insecta, Coleoptera, Chrysomelidae. The record is from the annotation of a GenBank genome assembly.